Messenger RNA from Vitis riparia (riverbank grape), 1487 nucleotides. Its product is annotated as meiotic recombination protein DMC1 homolog. Bases 326 to 1186 code for a protein of 286 amino acids. Gene Ontology annotation, molecular function: DNA strand exchange activity; double-stranded DNA binding; ATP-dependent DNA damage sensor activity. NCBI's taxonomy places the organism in Eukaryota, Viridiplantae, Streptophyta, Magnoliopsida, Vitales, Vitaceae. The transcript is spliced from 14 exons. The record is from RefSeq and is a predicted model, not a curated record. Gene Ontology annotation, biological process: chromosome organization involved in meiotic cell cycle; DNA repair; reciprocal meiotic recombination. Gene Ontology annotation, cellular component: condensed nuclear chromosome; nucleus.
ACGAUAAAUUCUCAGCUUGCUUCGUUUGUUUCUUCGUUUCUAGUUUUAGAAUUUGAUUUCUACAGUAUCUGUUUUAUCUGGCGAGUGUUGGAGAAGAAUCUGAUGUUACUUCAUCGCUUAGUGUAGAUCUCCAACUACUUUCUGUUGUGUACUACAUGUGUAAAAUUCAAAUAUGCUUCUUCUCUGUUUUGAUAUUGGAUGUUGAUUUUGUGCGAAAACCACUUAUCCUCCGUUUAAUCGUUAAGCGAAAUUGAUUUCUCAGGGAAUUAAUGCUGGAGAUGUGAAGAAGCUUCAAGACGCAGGAAUCUAUACCUGCAACGGCUUGAUGAUGCACACAAAGAAAAACUUGACAGGGAUCAAAGGAUUAUCAGAGGCCAAAGUUGAUAAGAUAUGCGAAGCAGCUGAAAAGAUAGUGAAUUUUGGUUACAUUACUGGAAGCGAUGCUCUGCUCAGAAGAAAGUCGGUGGUUCGCAUCACAACUGGAAGCCAGGCCUUAGAUGAACUCUUAGGCGGUGGCAUAGAAACUUCGGCAAUAACAGAAGCCUUUGGGGAAUUCCGGUCCGGGAAAACACAGCUCGCACAUACUCUAUGCGUUUCCACACAGCUUCCCACUAGCAUGCGGGGAGGGAAUGGAAAAGUUGCUUACAUAGAUACUGAAGGAACUUUUCGACCUGAUAGGAUUGUACCAAUUGCUGAGCGGUUUGGCAUGGAUGCUGGAGCUGUUCUUGACAAUAUCAUUUAUGCUCGAGCAUACACAUAUGAGCAUCAGUACAACCUGCUUCUUGGUCUAGCAGCAAAAAUGUCUGAAGAACCUUUUAGACUCCUGAUUGUGGAUUCAGUAAUUGCUCUCUUUCGGGUGGAUUUCACGGGAAGAGGGGAAUUAGCAGACCGCCAGCAAAAACUUGCACAGAUGCUCUCCCGUUUAACAAAGAUAGCCGAGGAAUUCAAUGUCGCAGUUUAUAUGACCAACCAAGUUAUAGCCGAUCCUGGUGGAGGGGUGUUCAUAUCAGAUCCAAAAAAACCAGCAGGUGGACAUGUGCUUGCCCAUGCAGCCACAAUAAGGUUAAUGUUUAGGAAAGGCAAAGGGGAGCAGCGGGUCUGCAAGGUGUUUGAUGCCCCAAAUCUGCCUGAAGCUGAAGCAGUGUUUCAGAUAACACCAGGAGGUAUUGCAGAUGCAAAGGACUGAAAUCGGCUUAAGUUUCUUCUGCGACACCAGAAAAUGCUUGUCGGCUUUCAUUUUCCUGUUAUCUACUAAUAGUUUAGUAUAAAAGUUGUAAAUGAUCAACACAAGAGUCUCCUCAGCAAUAGAAAUUCCUCCAUAUUGAUUUUGAAUCUUAGCACCAUGAAAAGGAUUUUUAUCUACUCUCAUUAUGCUCUGAACAUAUUGUGACUUCUUUAGUAAGAGUAGAACAAGAUGUACUGCAAUUGGCAGACAUGGUGUCAUAAAAACCAAAUGACUUCAAUAACAUAUAAAAUUCAAUAUCAGC